AUGCUGGAGAGGGACAGGGAGACACAUCAGACGCUGGUCUCCUCAAUCAUGCUGGCUGAGGAUAGUCUGCUGACUUCCCCAGCUGGUGAGGCAAUCGUCGUUCGCGGAGAGAUCACUGCCAGAGAAGACUCAGGCAACGCGUUUCUGGACCGAUGUGACACUCGGAAAAAGGUUGACGAAACUGGUGGUGAUGAGGGUUUUGUGGGCGAUCUCAAUAAUCUUGCUGCUCGUGUUGGUGAACCUGGCAUGGGCGUGGAGGCGGUCGGUAAUGAUGGCGGUCGAGGCAGGCUCUUGUCAUUCGCGAACGUGACCUCGGGCCCUGUUUCUGGCUUUGUGAGCAUCUUGAGGACAUUUAUUUCUGCUUUUAUUGCGUCAUAUGAGAUUGAAGAAAGUAACCAGUUCUUAAUUCUGGACACACUUUGCCUGAUUUACCAUGGGGAGGAAUCACUUUCGACGCAAUUUUGGGAUGGAGAAAGUUUUGUUGAUGGUCCAAUUCGAUCCUUACUUUACAUGCUUGAGAAUGAAUUCCCUUACCGCAGUGUGAAACUUCUUCGCUUCUUGUCUGCCGUCUCUGAAGGGAAGUGGUCUGCAGAAUGCGUGUAUAACUUUCUAAAUAAGAUGUGUGGUGUCACAUCAUUGUUUGAGAUUCCUCAUGGUUCCCAUGUGAACAUACAUGAUACUGUUGUAACCCAUCAUCAUCUAUAUGUCCUGGGGGUUGAAGGCCUUUAUAUUCCAAUGGGAAGCCGUGGGUUUGUUUUGAGAAUUGUCGAUUCCAAUCGGGCACUGGUUCGUUGGGAGAGCAAGGUAUCUGGUGUUAUUCUGUUGCUAUUUCGUAUGGCACAGUGUUCCUUUUUGAACAACAAUGAGGAAGCAUGCCUUGCGCUGAACUUGUUCUAUCGGAUGAUGUCAUUUAAUAUGGUGAUCACUUUUGCUUUGCUUAAUAUCGAGAAGUUAUAUCCUUCUGAAGUUGGGCAGCUUGGUGGAAAUCUGGCAAAUAACCUUAGGGCUGAUAUGGUGGAGAUCAUUUGUAGUUUAAUCCUCAAUUUAUCUCAUGAUGUCAGUAAUGCAACUUUAGUUUCCAUUUGUAUCAAGAUCCUGGCUCUCAUGUUGAAGUGUGCUCCUUCUCAUGUCAUCGAUGUUGCUGCAAGGAUGAACAUUUUUGGAACAGAAAAUGCUGGUACAUCAAGUGCCUCAUGGUUGCUUUCAAGUGGUUUUGCGAGAAUGCUCUUGGCUGAUUGUGUUGAGAGCGAGGAGGAUUUAUCUUUGACCACUUCAGUUCUUGAUUUCACGUUGCAGCUUUUAGAAACUGGAGCAGAGAAUGAUAUGGUUGCUGCUCUUGUUGUAUUUUCUCUUCAAUUUGUCUUGGUUAAUUGUGUACAUUGGAGAUACAAGCAUAAGUACUCUUGUUUGAAAUUAACAUUCAAGUUGUUUGAAUUGAUGAAAAGCUGCACAAGAGCAACACAUGUUUCAGUACAAUGUCGUCGUAUUGUUAGUGACAUUGUACUGAAUGAUUCUUCAAUUCAUAAUGUCAUAUGUCAUGUGCUUUGCAAUUUGGUUGAGGAUACAGAGAACUUGUCUUUGAGCAGCCACCAUGAGCUUAAGGAGAUUGAAUGUCUACAACGCACUCUCUGUUCUGCAUUAGACACUAUUUUUUCCCUUCUUGGUGAUCUUUCAGAGGAAAAUAUUUCAAGUGCACCAGCCUUUGUCCGGAUGCUUUUUUCAUCUGCUGCUAAGCCAUUUCCACUUGUAACAGGAAUGUUAUUAUUGAUAUCCUCCUGUCAUAAUUCUGCAAUUCAACUAGCUGCUGCAAGGGUACUCUCCAUGUUAUGCUUUAUUGCAUCAAAGAUUCAACCAUGUGGAUCAGAAAAUGUUAUCUUUCCUGCUGAUUCCUUGCAGAUUUAUCAUGUACGUGUAACACUCUGUAACAUUAUAGAUGAGGAAAUGAACAGAAAUGAAGAUUUGUUGAUUGGUAUAAUUGAUCUGCUUGUUUAUGCUGCUAGAUAUCAGCCUGCUUUCCUUGUUUCAAUUUUGCUUCUGGACGAGGACACGGAGAUGACUUCAAAUGCUUAUGGCGAUACAAAAGAAAAGCGUGCAGCUGUUUCUCAGUCUAUAAGAUCUAAAACGGCACUUGAACCAGUUAUGAAAUAUGUGAAAAUAUCUGAUAUUUUUUUUAAAAGUUCUCCUUGUUUUCUGUUGGCUGUGCUCAAACUAUUGAAGGCUUUAUGGGAAAGGGGAGGUCAGUAUAUCAAGAUCUUGGAGAAGAUUAGAAGCUCUGAAGAGUUUUGGGGAAACUUGUCAUUAUCAAUUGCAGCAAAGGAAAUUAUGUCUACUUCAUCUGAAAAUUUGAAAGGUGAUGAGAUUCAAUUAGCAGCAUACAGGUACCAAUGUCAAGCGACUGUUUUAGAGAUCAUGGCACAGGAAAUGUUCUUUGUAAAAAAGUUUUUAUGUCAAGAUAUGAAGCAAACCAGUGAAGCUUCCAAAGAAGGCAUCCAAGCUUUGACAACUACUGACAACUUGGAAGCUGCUAACGUACUUAAUCUUAAAGAUAUCUUAUCAGCUUGGUGUAAGAGCCCCACUGUAGAAAAUCAAAUCAAAUCAUGUUCAUCUGGCAGAUCUAUCCAGGAUAUUGGUCUUCAUGCUAAGAUGGCUGUAUGCUUGUGCGUUAUGCAUCUGAUGUGUAAAUUGUUAACCAGUGAUGGUGGGAGCUUAUCGUGCUCAUUAAUUGGGAAGAUUCAUGCGAUCAUUAAGAAGUUAACUGAACAUCCAUCAUUUACUUCCCUUCUGUCACAAUACUCCACUCUUGGCUAUAGUGAGGGGAAGGACUUGACCAGUCUAGUAAUCAAUGAUCUCUACUAUCACCUACAAGGAGAGCUGGAAGGCCGCGAGAUGAAACCUGGCCCUUUCAAAGAGUUGUCAAAGUUUUUGCUUGAAAUGGAAAUUUUUGAGUGUAAGGACCACAAGAUUGAGCAUGAUAUGCCCACCAGCAAAACUGUUUUUCUGUUUGACAUCACUUGCUUGCGAGCAGAGUUUCAAAUGGAAUUGUGGGAUUAUUCUGAUUGGAGAGCAUCUAAAGAAAUAGCUGAAAGGAUGUUUUUGCAUAUGCAUAAUGCAAAUUCACUGAUGUUUCUUCACGAAUCAAAACAUUUUGCAUUGAAAGGCUUGAUUGCUAACCUAUCCAUGUAUGAGCAACAUAUAACUGAAACAAAGCAAAAGUCAAUUGGUCUUAUGAUCUCAAAGCCUGUCAUCAUCUCAAGCAUUACGCAUGUAUGCCAUUGCUUGCAAGAAACUUUAGAUUCACUUGUUUCAGCUCAAAAAACACCACAGUUUUUGCUGAGGCUACUUGCAAGCCAGGCAGAGAUGCUGCUCAUUCUGUCCAGAAUUUUGUGUAAUCCAAAUUUGGGCACACCUGAUCAGAGUGAGCUCUUGCUUGUUUUUGCACUUAUCAUAAAAAAGUCAGGCAUUGGUAUUAGGUUAUUGGCUGAUAUUAGACCAAUGACUCCUGUGCUAAACAAAGCAAUGAAAGUCCUCCUUAGUUUGCUUAUGACUUCAAUUGGUUUCAGCCAACCAAAGGCAGAUAUGAAUUAUAAGUCAGAUGUGGGAACUGAGUUAUCACUGUCUUGUCUUGGACUAUUACCUGUACUUUGUAAACUAGUUGAGAACAUUGAAUUUUGUGACCUCUCUGUUGCUUCACUGGAUGUGAUGCUGAAGCAUUUUUUGGCUCCUGAUACUUGGUUGCCCGUCCUACAAAAGCAUCUACGCAUGCAGAUAGUUCUUCAGUUGAUUCAGCAUAAGGAUACUCAAGUUUCCAUUUCCUCAAUUUUAAAUUUCUUUCUAACCCUGGCCUGUGUCAGAGGUGGAGCCAAAAUGCUUCAUUUUGCCAAUUUCUUUUCUUCCCUUAAGGUGUUAUUUGGUCAUUUCUUAGUAAAUGAAGCUUUCUCAAAUAGUUUGGAUAUGGACAGUUAUUCCAACAUGGCCAAUAAGGAUGAAAACAAACACAUCUGGAGUCUUGGAUUGGGCAUCAUAGUGUCCAUGAUUUGUUCCCUUGGUGAUGAUUCGUCUUGUGCCAACAUUGUAGAUGGGGUUAUACACUACUUCUCGGAGAAAGCCUACCUGAUCUCUGGGUCUCUUUUUUCUCUGAAACUACCAGCAGAUGCUCACAACAAGAAGAGGGCACGAAUUCCUAAGGCACAAACUUCUCUGACAGCUCUCAGAGAAACUGAGCAUACUCUUGCACUUAUUUGCGUGCUUGCAAGAUAUCAGGCUUCAUGGAGUAAGGGCAUGCAACCGGUAGAGUCAGAUCUGAGAGAAACUGCUGUCCAUAUCUUGGCCUUUAUAAGCAAGGCAGGUCAGCGCCUUGAUGAUUCACCUUACAAGACAUCAUUUUAUUGCCCUCCUGUCCUGAAAGAGGAGGUUGCCAUGAAUGGAAGGCCAUCAUCCAUUAAUGUGAAAUCUGGAUGGUUCAAAACACCUAUUAGCCAUUUGAGUAAAAGUGAAGUAUUUGCUCCCCCAAGUGCUGGAUUAGCAGUUGUGGUCAAAGAUCAAGGUGAAAAUGUUAAUGAGUUUCGGCAAACACAAUUUUCUGAUUUGGUCGCCAUACAGAUCUACAGAAUUGCUUUUCUUCUUUUAAAAUUUUUGUGCAUGCAAGCCAAAGCUGCAGCUAAAAGAGCAGAAGAGGUUGAGUUCAUAGACCUUGCUCGGUUCCCUGAACUUCCCAUGCCAGAGAUUCUACAUGGCCUGCAGGACCAGGCUAUUGCUAUAGUCACUGAAAUAUGUGAAACAAAUAAAUCCAAGCCCAUUCAUCCAAAAGCAGAAGGUGUAUGUUUGUUAUUACUACAAGUAUUGGAGAAAUGCUUGUAUCUUGAGUUCUGUGUGUCGCAGUCUUGUGGCAUCCGGCCUGUGUCAGGACGUGUCGAAGACUUCUCAAAGGAGUUCAAACGAUUGCUUCAAGUUGCAGAGCCACUUACAAGCUUCAAAGCAUCUCUCAGGUCACUAAUGCAGAUAAUAACACUCGUGUAUCCUGGAAUACUGCAAAUUAACAGAAUUGUCUGAUGUUUACGUCUAAUAGUCCAAAUGUACCCCUCAAACAACUUGUAUAACUGAAUAUUGGUGUACGCAUGCCAUCAGAUGACCAUCAUUAACCUGUAGAAGAGCAUUCGAAUACUUCGCAGUUGGCCCUUCCAAUCAAGAGAGUUCAGAGUGAUGACCGCAUGGAUUCUUUGCAACUUGACGAGGUUCUCCAUCGCUGACUGUAGGCUAGAUAGCAUUCAGCUUCUCUGGAAGAUUAGGAAUGGUGUGAUGCAUCCACCCAGGGAUUCUACAUGCAAGUUCUGUUAAAAAAAAAAAAAAGGAUUUGAUGAGUUUAAGGGUGGGUACAUUUCAUCCUUUUUACUUGUCCAAAUACCAAGUUUACAUUUACAUUCUGCCUGUAUUAUUAUUCAAAGAUUCUUUUAGUUAGCAACAUUUUCUCAACCUUUUAAAUUGAGAGAGAGAGAGAGAGAGGGAGAGAGAGAGAUCCUAUGCUUUGUGUUUUAAAGUUGCAGCAACCCUUGUAAGUUAAAGUUUGGAGGCCCUUUCUCAACCUGGUGGAAUUUUGCUCA
Dioscorea cayenensis subsp. rotundata (Guinea yam) is the source of this 5597-nucleotide messenger RNA. RefSeq lists its product as uncharacterized. Lineage: Eukaryota; Viridiplantae; Streptophyta; Magnoliopsida; Dioscoreales; Dioscoreaceae. Gene Ontology annotation, cellular component: nuclear pore inner ring. The transcript has 27 exons. Gene Ontology annotation, molecular function: structural constituent of nuclear pore. The record is from RefSeq and is a predicted model, not a curated record. Gene Ontology annotation, biological process: protein import into nucleus; RNA export from nucleus. Bases 1 to 5049 code for a protein of 1682 amino acids.